AUGACAGUGACAGUUGACAGCGGCAGUGGCAGUGACAGUGGCAGUGACAGUGACCGCAGUAUAAUCUUCAUCAGCCAACCCAUUGGAUCUUUGACGUCUGGCUUCCUGCAGGACCUGUUUGGCCGUAAACGAUGUAUGCUGGUGGUGACCAUUCCCCAGAUGAUUGGUUGGUUGCUGCUCUACAGCGCUGAUUCUGUCCCUUGGCUCUACACAGCCGUUACAGUCAUGGGACUCAGCGUGGGCUUCAUGGAGGCUCCAGUGCUCUCUUACAUCGGUGAAAUCACGGAACCGAGACUUCGUGGUGUUCUCAGUUCCAUUGCGGGGAUUUUCCUCAAUGUAGGCAUCAUGCUGGAGUGCUACAUAGGGGCUCUAACCGACUGGCGAAGCUUGGCACUCAUCAGUGCUCUAGGACCUGUUCUCAUUUUCAUCCUUCUCUCCCAGGUGCCAGAAUCGCCGGCAUGGCUGGUAUACAAGGGUCGAGUAUCGGAUGCUGAGAGAGCCUUAUGCUGGCUCAGAGGAUGGGUGGCUCCCAUUCAUGUCAGCAAGGAGUUGUCCUCUCUGGUGGCUCAUGUCGACCAGAGAAAUGUCAGGAUUGUUAAGGCCAAAGACCAGGAUUACCACCAAGUGCCAUCUCAUGACCUUGAUGCUGACAGAGCCCUUUGCUGGCUCAGAGAACGGGUGGUUCCCAUUCAUGUCAGCAAGGAGUUGUCCUCUCUGGUGGCUCAGGUCGACCAUAGAAAUGUCAGGAUUGUUAAGGCCAAAGACCAGGAUUACCACCAAGUGCCAUCCCACGACAUUGGUAACCAGAAAAGAGCGAAAAGGUCCGAAACAAUGCAGAACAUUCAUUACUUCCUGCAGCCUGCAACCCAGAGGCCUCUGAAGUUGAUCCUUAUUUACUUCUUCUGCUCGCAUUGUGCUUCUCUCAUUGGCGUGCGACCCUUCCUCGUCCAAAUCUUUGACAGUCUGCACUUUCCCAUCGAUUCCAAGUGGGUUGUGAUGCUCGUCAUGAAACUCCUGGGCAAGCGAGGUCUCUCCUUCCUCUCCAUGUCAAUCUGUGUGAUCUGUGCUGUCGCUAUAUCGGUCUAUGUGGUCCUUGGGGUCAACCCUCCUUGGGUUCCCAUGAUCCUCUUCUGUGUGCUCUUCUUCGCAGCACAACUCGGGAUUGGAUCCAUUCCUUGGAUGCUCAUCAGUGAAGUCUUUCCUAUUCAGGGCAGAGGUAUCGCAGGCGGUGUCUCAGCAGCUUGCGGUUACAGUUUCAUCUUCAUCGUGACAAAGUUUUACAUCAACCUUGAACAAUGGUUCUCCAUGUGGGGAGCACUACUGGUCUACGCCGUUGUAGGACUCUGGGGCAUCAUCUACCUCUACUUCUGCCUACCAGAGACUGAGGGUAAGACCUUGCAGGACAUUGAGCCCUACUUCCUCACCAAGCGUGAGAGAGAACGUCUUGAGAAGUCACACUCCAUCAAGAAUCUGCCUGUUGAGAUCUAACUUAAGGUGUUAAUUGUACAUAAAGUCUCAGUAUGGUGCAAUGCCAGGCAGCGUUAACUGCAACAUGAGUUGCUCGUAUAUACCUCAUUGAUGUAAACCUGGAACAAACUUUGGUGUUUGAAACGAUCCCUCAAAACUCUACUCCUGACAUAACUGAUACUCCUUAAUGAUUCGCCUUAAUACUUUUAGUUUUUUUACUAUCCAUACUGGUUCUUAUCCCAAUCUAUUGGUUUAGUGUAUCAAAAAGAAAGAUAGAAGAAUCAUGCUAGUUCUUAAAACCUAAAUAGAAAUAAGUAUCCACUGUGUAAUUAGAAAAAUUAUUUUUGGAGCGUAACGAGAUUUGGGUAAGUAGUCUGUGAAUCACACAUUAAAAAAACUUUAGUACUUGGAUUUUCAAAAUUUCAUCGAUCCAUUUGUUAAAAUAAAACAUUAACGUUUUAAAUUGUUCUAUAAUUUUAUAUAAAUAUGUGUCUACUUGAACAGAAUGUGAAUUUGUAGUUCUCAACUUAUUCAGAGUUUUUAUCAGGAUUUCAGGCAUUGUAAAAGUCAUGAAUUAAAGAAUUUCUUCCAAUCCAAUUGAAUGACAUAGGCUAUUAUACAGCUAUUUCAAAUGGACUGAAAAUAAAUGUGUUAAUUAAGGGCCAAUAUAAUGUUUAUUUUAAUUUUAGUUUAAGAUAACAAAUUAAGGAGCUAAUUAAAAUCAGAUACAAUAGUACGAUAAAACACAUUCAAAUUUAAAUAUCAUUGUGUUGGAAAGAAAGAAGACUCUUCUUAUUAAUAAUAAAAAAUAAAGUAUAAUAUAGUAAUAAUAUUACCUCAAUAUUAACUUGGUUGUGUACACGCUCCCAUAUGAUAUUAAUAAUGCAAAUAAAGAAGGUAUAUGGGUACUUCAGGUAUUCACUUUCUGAAUUUAUUAUUGUUAAUAAGUGUUGUGUAAUCUGUGAUAGGUUUUUAUAUAUGUUUUACUAUCUAUAAUUUGUGACAUGUUUUAUUAUAUAUGUAUGAUAAGUGUACAUUUACUAAGUAAAUGUACUUGUUUUAAGUAGUUGAUAGAACAUAUUUAGAUUUAAGUUAAAUGUAUUAAAAAAAUAAUGGAAAGUUUUAUGUUUACAAUUGUAAAUUAAUUUUGAUGUCUGCUUUUGAUAUUGUGGAUAAUAGAUUAGACUUUUUGUAUAUAAUACAAGGGUCAGUCAAAAAGUAA
Homalodisca vitripennis (glassy-winged sharpshooter) is the source of this 2689-nucleotide messenger RNA. Its product is annotated as facilitated trehalose transporter Tret1-like. Gene Ontology annotation, molecular function: transmembrane transporter activity. The transcript has 8 exons. Gene Ontology annotation, cellular component: membrane. Lineage: Eukaryota; Metazoa; Arthropoda; Insecta; Hemiptera; Cicadellidae. Bases 1 to 1488 code for a protein of 495 amino acids. Gene Ontology annotation, biological process: transmembrane transport. The record is from RefSeq and is a predicted model, not a curated record.